AAUUUUUGGCACCUGAGUAGAACGAUACGCUGAAAACCGUUAAAAACGGUCACACAUCUUCCAAAUAUGAAAGAGGAAAAAAAUUAGAGAAAACCCGCGGAAAACGUGCUAGCACAAGAGCUAAAUCAAAAGCAACGGAUUAAGCAUUUGAUCUUGUCAAUUGUUUGAGUAAGGAUUAUUGUUAUCAAUUUUUUUUUUCAGAAUUGAAUUAAAAAUGCAGUUGUUAAGCAUCAAUGGUGGUUGUUGCAUGGAGUUGCGGUUGCCGGCGAUUUUCACGGAGUCCAAGGAUGCAUUUACGUGGAGGAUUGGAGAGGUAAAUUGGAGGAACCGGCGGCAGGGAAGGAAAUGCGGUGGAAUGAUCGUGGCGUGCGGUGCGAAGCCGCCGGAGAUGAACGGAGACAAGGUUCGGAGAUCCAUCUUCUGUCCGAGCCACAACUAUGCUAUCUUGAAGCAUCAAAUGGAAGCAGCUGCAAAAUCUGAGGAUUACAAGGAGGCGGCGAGGAUUCGCGACAUGCUGAAGUAUUAUGAAAAGGAUAUGCCAGUUCUGCGAUUGCGGAGAUUGUUGAAGGAAGCAGUUGCUGACGAGAGGUUUGAGGAUGCAGCUAGCUACCGAGAUGAGCUAAUAGAAAUUGCCCCACAUUCUUUCCAGAAAUGUUUCAGUGAUGCUACAACCUUGGGAAUCAGGGUUCAAGUCAGAAGUGAAUAUAGAGAGGAUAGAAGUAUCCCUUCAAAGGGGCUAUACUACUAUGCAUAUAAAGUCAGAAUUACUAAUAACUCAACUCGCCCAGUUCAACUUCUUAGAAGACAUUGGAUUUUAACUGAUGCUCAUGGCAAAAGUGAAGAUGUCUGGGGGCUUGGGGUGGUUGGUGAACAACCAACUAUACGUCCUGGGAGAAGUUUUGAAUACUCUUCUGUAUUUCCAUUAAAAACACAAAAUGGAAAAAUGGAAGGUGAUUAUGAGAUGAUAUGUAUUGACAGAGCAUUUACAAGAGAAUUUAAAGUGGCCAUUGCUCCUUGUUCUCUUUAUAUGCUUGGAGAUUAUGAUGAUAAUGAUGUUAAUACUAUUUGAAAUAGAGAGCUUGUGAUGGAUUAUUUUAGAUUUAGAAGCUCUUGAGGAAUUAAAGUAAGGUAUUUUGUAUAUAAAGGAUCAAAUUUUCUUCUCGUGAAUAUCAGCA
Messenger RNA from Arachis stenosperma, 1175 nucleotides. RefSeq lists its product as uncharacterized. Bases 215 to 1069 code for a protein of 284 amino acids. The record is from RefSeq and is a predicted model, not a curated record. NCBI's taxonomy places the organism in Eukaryota, Viridiplantae, Streptophyta, Magnoliopsida, Fabales, Fabaceae. Gene Ontology annotation, molecular function: protein binding. The transcript is spliced from 6 exons.